CCCUGCGUACGAUCAGUUCUGCAUAUCCACGUGUUCGAUACGUGUGAUUCGCUUCGUACGACAUAUGCGACAGUGAAUUAUUAUUCGGAAUAAACGCUGCCACGAUGAUGAAGAAAGGAGAGAAAGAAAAGAAAGGUACGUUCAAGGUAGAGUACCUUCAAAAAAUUGAGAAGGAAGUACAAGCGAAAUGGGAAGCUGCAAAGGUGUACGAAGUGAAUGCACCAUCAGUGAUUUCACUUGAUAAGAAAUUGAAUGAAAAGUAUCUCGCAACCUUUCCAUAUCCUUAUAUGAAUGGACGUCUGCAUCUGGGUCACACCUUCUCAUUAUCCAAGUGUGAAUUUGCAACCAGAUACAAUCGCCUCUUGGGGAAGAAUGUGCUCUUUCCCUUUGGCUUCCAUUGCACUGGUAUGCCUAUCAAAGCGUGUGCUGAUAAACUAAAGAGAGAAAUGGAAGAAUAUGGUUAUCCACCACGAUUUCCUGUCGAACACAAGGUUCUACCAGUAGCCUGUAUUAUGUCUAAGAAAGAGAAAACGAAAAAGAGUAAAGCUGUUGCCAAAACGGUCGCGGCGAAAUAUCAGUGGCAAAUUAUGCAGUCCCUCGGCUUAGAAGAUUCAGAAAUUAAAAAAUUUGCUGAUGCUGCGUACUGGUUGGACUACUUUCCGCCGCUUGCUAUGCAAGACUUGAAAUCUGUCGGGCUUCACGUGGACUGGCGAAGAACAUUUAUUACAACAGACGCAAAUCCAUUCUACGACUCCUUCGUACGCUGGCAAUUCCAGCACUUGAAAGCCAGAGAUAAAGUCAAGUUUGGUAAGAGAUACACCAUUUACUCGCCGAAGGAUGGACAACCGUGUAUGGAUCACGAUAGGGCGUCCGGUGAAGGCGUCGGGCCGCAAGAGUAUACGUUGAUCAAAUUGAAAGUGUUGCAUCCCAAGAAAAUCAAGAGUGAAUUAGAGGGCAGAUCGGUUUACCUCGUAGCCGCGACUUUGAGACCGGAAACGAUGUACGGCCAGACGAACUGUUGGGUGAACCCAGAUAUGAGCUACAUAGCGUACAACGUCGCAUGCGGAGACGUGUACAUCUCCACGGAGCGUGCGGCAAGAAAUAUGGCCUACCAAGGUUUCUUCAAGAAAGAGGGGGAGAUAGGCGUCGUUGCGACGCUCACUGGCAUGAAUUUGAUAACUCUGGCACUGAGCGCUCCUCUCGCGCCCUUCAAAACGAUCUAUGCGUUACCUAUGUUCACGAUCAGGCAGGACAAGGGUACUGGUAUCGUGACUUCCGUUCCUAGCGACUCUCCUGACGAUUAUGCCGCAAUGAUGGAUAUAAGAACGAAGCCACAGCUUCGAGAAAAGUAUAGAAUUACCGAGGAGAUGCUACUGAAUCCUAUUCCGAUCAUCAGCGUUCCAGGCUAUGGCGUGCUUAUAGCAGCAGCUUUAUACGACCAGCUGAAAAUUCAGUCCCAAAAUGAUCAAGCUAAACUUGCAGAGGCGAAGGAGAUAGCGUACACGAAGGGAUUCUACGAGGGUUCGAUGGUAGUAGACCCAUACUUCGGCAAAGACGUGCAGGAUGUUAAGAAACCGAUUCAGACAAAACUGAUCAACGACGGCAUGGCGGUGAUCUAUUACGAGCCAGAGAAAACGAUUGUCUCAAGAUCGAACGACGAGUGCAUAGUGGCGUUGUGCGACCAAUGGUACUUGGAUUAUGGCGAGGAAGCGUGGAAGAAGGAGGCUUUGAAGGCUCUGCAGGAUCUUGACACGUUCCACGACGAGGUCAGAAAGAAUUUCCAAGUGUGCAUGGACUGGCUUCACGAGCACGCGUGCUCCAGGACGUACGGACUCGGUAGCAAGUUGCCGUGGGACGAAAGCUGGUUGAUAGAGUCCCUGUCGGAUUCCACGAUCUACAUGGCUUACUACACGGUGGCGCAUUACUUGCAAGGCGAUAGCUUCAAAGCGGACAAGCCCAACCCGUACAACAUAACACCCAGCGACAUGACUCCGGAGGUGUGGGAUUUCAUUUUCUUCAAGGAGGCCAAGUACCCCAAGACGAAGAUAAAGCGAGACACUCUGAACGCCAUGAAACGCGAGUUUCAUUAUUGGUAUCCGGUGGACUUGAGAGCGUCCGGAAAGGAUCUGAUACAGAAUCACCUAAUGUACUUCAUCUACAAUCACACGGCGAUGUGGCCGAGCCAACCUGAACUGUGGCCACAAGGGAUAAGGGCAAACGGACACCUACUCUUGAAUUCGGAGAAGAUGUCCAAAUCGGAAGGCAACUUUCUAACACUCGCGGAGGCCGUACAAAAAUACUCGGCUGACGGAAUGCGUUUCUGCCUCGCUGAUUCCGGCGACUCGAUAGAGGAUGCCAAUUUUGUCGAGAGCACGGCCAAUGCGGGAAUCCUCAGACUGUACACCUUCAUAGAAUGGGUCAAGGAAGUACUGUCCACGAAAGAUACUUUCAGACACGAUGCACCGAGCACAUUCAACGAUAGAGUCUUCGAAAGCGAGGUGAAUCGGAAGAUAAAAGAAACCAACGAGAACUACUCCAAGAUGCUUUACAAGGAAGCAUUGAGGACGGGCUUUUACGAGUUUCAAGCAAUCAGGGAUAAGUAUUUACAGCUAAGCGCGUUGGACGGCAUAAACUGGACGCUCGUCGUGAAGUACAUUGAACUGCAAGUAAUUCUUUUGUCCCCCAUUUGCCCGCACGUUUGCGAGCACGUAUGGGAACUUAUUGGUAAAGACGGAAGUAUACUAGAUGCAAGAUGGCCCGCAGUGGGCGAGAUAGAUGAGGUGUUGAUAAAGUCGUCCGAGUAUUUAAUGGAUGCUGCUCACUCGUUCAGAGUUUUCCUCAAAAAUCGCACGACCCCGAAGACAAAAGAGAAGGAGGUUACCGUGGAGAAACCCACGCUGGGGACUGUUUGGGUAGCCAAGACGUAUCCUCCCUGGCAGAGGGUCAUCCUCGAAAAGCUGAAGGAACUGUACUCUAGCAACGAUAACGUAUUACCCGACAAUAAGGUGCUCGCCACACAAUUAGGUUCCAGGCACGAGCUGAAGAAGUAUGUGAGACGAGUGAUGCCAUUCGUGCAAUUCGUAAAGGAGCAAAUGCAAACUGUCGGCGUCAGUGCGCUGAAUUUGACGCUCGAUUUCAACGAGGCCGACGUGCUCGAGAAGAACAAGGAGUAUCUCAAAACUACGUUGGAUCUCGAAAAUAUUAUCGUGAAAUACACGGACGAGGCUCCAGAAAAGACGCAGGAGGAAUGCCGUCCCGGUACGCCUUACAUAAAUUUUUCUGUGAUCCCUAUAAUGCCAGUGUGCUUCGUUAACCCGCAAAAGUGCAGCAGCUUACUCGAAAUAUCUGUGGGAGUCUCGGCAGCUGAUACGUUUACAGAUAUCGUAUGCCGUCUCGCGAAACAAAAUAAGCAAAUAAAAAAUCGUGCUACAAUCGCAUUAUAUCGAUACGAUGAUCCGAUCCUGGGGCCAAGAGCCAAGCCGGUGGCAGAAGACAUUUUAAAGGGAAAAACCGAGAUUUCACCUGAUUCUACGUUUAACGUAAAUGUGGGAAAGAGAAUUGUCGAAAUUACCGUUAAUGGGAAAACGUAUCCAGUAGGAGAGCAAAUGAUGUAUAUUGAUAAGUCUCUGAUAUGAUGAACGAUCAUUUAAUACUGCCGGUAGAAGAUCUUGAAAAAGUUUGUUUUUGCUUUCUUAAUCUGGAUUCGUAUGAUGCAUGAUAUGUAUCAUGCAUGAUUUGCAAUUUGAAAGAAGGCUCUGCUGUGUGAGUUCUUUAGAUAAUAUUUAUUUUUAUUUUAUUAUUAAAAAUGCAUUUCGUAAAAAUUUGAUGAAUAAUAAUAUUUCACUUAUAUAUGUAUUUCUUUUUUUUGUAUACAUUAAUAAAAAUUAAAAUCAGGUCAUGGCACAUACAUGACUUUGUCGGAG
Molecule: messenger RNA, 3923 nt
Organism: Ooceraea biroi (clonal raider ant)
Lineage: Eukaryota; Metazoa; Arthropoda; Insecta; Hymenoptera; Formicidae
Gene: LeuRS
Product: Leucyl-tRNA synthetase
Biological process (GO): leucyl-tRNA aminoacylation
Molecular function (GO): aminoacyl-tRNA deacylase activity; leucine-tRNA ligase activity; ATP binding
Source: RefSeq, a predicted model, not a curated record